This is a messenger RNA of Tricharina praecox, 3048 nucleotides long. RefSeq lists its product as uncharacterized. Bases 197 to 2968 code for a protein of 923 amino acids. Lineage: Eukaryota; Fungi; Ascomycota; Pezizomycetes; Pezizales; Pyronemataceae. The transcript is spliced from 2 exons. The record is from RefSeq and is a predicted model, not a curated record.
GGCCCUAACUACCCGAGCAUAUCCCCCCAGACCAGACCUCCCGGAAUUCGUCACCUCCCGCUCCCCCCUACCCCACCCCCCUUCCGGGCAUUUAACCUCGACACGUCUAAACCACUCACUUCCCGCUGCCACUACUUAUUACUACCGCACCCACCCACCCCGUUGACGUCGACCCCGCAUCACACCAACCACAGUCAUGGCGCAACGGUCGGCCCGCGCGCGUUCCAAGCUCGACAAGAUCACAGCCGCGAACGGCACCACAGCACCACAUCCACCUCAACGGAAACCCACACUCGGCCAUGGAGGCGCCCGCCUCGGCUCGGGAGGACUGUUGACCCCGAGUGCUAGCAGUGUGUCGGGAUCGUCGACGCGCAACUCUCAGCCGGCGCCGAGAAUCGGCAAGGGCACGCUGAGGAGCUUCUUCGAUGCGCAGGGAGAGAAGUUAAGGGGCAGGCUCGCCCACGGAAAUCAGCGCAGGGAUACGGAUGGGGCCACGAGCUUUUAUGCUGGUCUGGGUGGCGGUGUAGGUUUGGGACAUGGUGGGAGGGGUGGUGGGGGUGGACUGUCGGGUUUGAGCAGCUUGGGCACCAUUGGCGAGGAGCGUGUGCAGGUACGGAGGUGGGAGGGCACUGGCAGUCGGGGCGAGAAUUGGGAUGGAGGUGGACAGGGCAAGAAGGAUUUGGAGUUAUGGUUUCCGGAUGGCGACACGUUGGUCUACCUCACCGACAAACCGCUGCCGCCGCGGAAUCCGCAUGACCUAUACAAGCCCCCUGUGCCGCAACCUUCCUUCCGGCUACGCUCCAGCGUGCUGAGGAAGACGGAAUCGCUGUAUCUUACCUCAUUACUAGACGAGUCGAUAAGGGACCGGCCCAUGACGCCGGCAGAAAUCGCCGAAGAGUUUCCUGUACACCAGACGGAGGAGCAGCUGAUGGACUACGAGUACCAGUUGCGACGCACCAGGACGCUAGAGCUGACCAGCUCCGCGGCAUCGGCACAUACACAGAACUCGGUAAGGACGCAAGACACCGUCGAGAGCGGCAUCACGUACCGACUCUACUUCCCUGCUUCACCAAGGUAUGACAAGACGACGCGACACAAAUUUCACCUGACGACGCGUAACUUCUUCGCGAUGCUCUUCGGCCAGCCGUUAGUGGGUGUCACGGUAGGACAGGCGCUCACGGAUCUGAUGGAACGCACCGACAAGUACCUCUUUGCCGGUCCUAUACCGAUGGAGUACGAUCUGGCCGAUCGGGGAAUCUCCGAGAUCGAGUCGCCGUUCGGCUCGUUCUCAACAGCCGGGAGUGUCCAUCCGCAAGAGAGGAAGACGUCGAGCCCCAACAGCAUCGCGAUGGUGCUCAAUUACAUUGACGCUCGCGAAUUCAGCGAUGUGCGCAACUGGGCGGAGGGUGCCGCGGGGCUACUCGUGUGGUCCGAGCGCGUCGGGUCCGAUGCCGCGCUGAGGCAGAACCUGACGCCACAUGACUUGCACCGUGUCGAAUCAUUGUGGCGGGAAGGGUUCGUGCAUUGCACGGGGCUGCUUUCGUCCCUGCAGAUGCUACCCGAAUGGCGUGAAAUCUCGCCAAUCACGAAGGCGCUGAUCGACCGCGCGUCUCUCGAGAUCCAGGUACGAGUCAGCAACGCCGACGCAAGGAUGGCUGGAUUCAACUUCCACGACAUGUGGCCCGUCUCUUCCGCGGGACCCCCACCGGCUCGUCUUUCUUUCGACCGGUUCCAGAAGUUCCUGGUAAAGCAUUACACGUCUCGGUUCGGAUCCUGGCCACCGCCAGAGGGCCGUUUCACUCGCACCCUCUACCUUCAUCUGCAGCGUGAUUUCACCACUCUGUACUCCUACAUCGUUGAUCAGGAUGCAGUGUGGUCUCCUCCGCACGACCAGCCCACGCUUUCGUCCAGAAGGACAAUCCUCAAACCGGGUAAUGCCAUCUGGCGGGCCGACGACGAGUUCCUGCCCAUGACGGACAUCCUGAGUACCUUCGAUGACCGCGAGAACCACCCACCGAUUCCGCAUCCCUUCCCCUUGGUGCCCCUUUCGAACCGGGCCGGUACCGUCAUGAUCUCUCCCGGCGGCACUGGCGGCAACAAGAAACAGAAGGGCUUCUCCUUCGCCGGUGCCAACCCUCGCAACCGCAAUUCCACCGGUAACCCCGGGGCAGCGCAAGCAGCACUGGCUCUCAGCGAGAGCACCAACAUCGAAGCGCUGAGGUCGUCUACGACGUCAAACCCGCUCCUCGAAGCCUUCCAGGUUCAUGAAAAGUCAAUUCCCGCACACGAAAUCUCACCCCACGAUGCGCGAAAGGGCCGCUGGAUCAUGAUCUACGGUGUUCUGCAGACUUUGGCUUCCGUCGCCGUCGACGCACCAGGAAUCAACUGGACCGAAGGCGUCGAGUACUGGAUCAACCCGAAGCUGCGCGACACACCCCCAUGGGGCAAAGCGGUGCCCGCAGUGGUUCCCCAAUCACCGACCGGCGAGCGGGGCGACGAACGCUCCCACUUCCGUAGUCACUGCUGGGUCUCGGUAGGCCCCAAGGAGGUUGCCGCCGUGCCGCUGCUUCCGCCCGGCUUCACCGCACCUGCGGUAGCAGCCCGCCGAAUGCGCCAGCGAAGCCGAAGUCGCAGCCGCAAAGCGCUCCGCGCACUACACAGGGAACAAGCCACCAUACCCACCACAUCCGCACAUGCCGCCACAUCACCCGUCGAGCUCCCGGCGAACGACGAGAUAGCUAUGGCAUCGCCCAGGAGCGAGUACUCGCACGAUAAGAACGAGAGCAGUGGCGACGAGGGCGACGACGAAAUGGACGCCGAGAGCCCGUCGCCGCCACCAACGACGCAGAACAUGUUCCGGACGUGGGGACAGCGGCACGUGAAGGGCGACGCGGAGAGUCCUGGCGUCGUACGGGGCGGCACUGCGCCGUGGGAAACGGAGGCUGGGCAGAGGGCGGAGCCGAUGUAGGCAUGUGGGCAAGUGAUUGCGGGUUUCUCGGAGUUUGGGUUUGAUAUCUGCGUUUUUGUUUUGCUUGGGAAUUGAUAUUU